AUGUCGAGACAAGGUGGCAAGCUGAAGCCUCUAAAGGCACCAAAGAAGGAACACAAAGAUGAGGAUGAAGAUGACAAGGCCUUCAAGGAGAAAAAGAAGGCCGAAGAGGCUGCUGUGAAGGCUGCAAGGGACAAAGGUACGUUUUUACUCGCCAAACUACAAGAAAUGCAUCUAAACGGAGGGGUCCAUCGAUGUGUAGCUGUCAAGGGUGGUCCUCCUGGUGGCGGAAUCAAGAAAUCGGGAAAGAAAUAG
This is a messenger RNA of Suillus discolor, 252 nucleotides long. Its product is annotated as coiled-coil domain-containing protein 72-like protein. The transcript has 4 exons. NCBI's taxonomy places the organism in Eukaryota, Fungi, Basidiomycota, Agaricomycetes, Boletales, Suillaceae. The record is from RefSeq and is a predicted model, not a curated record. Bases 1 to 252 code for a protein of 83 amino acids.